Telopea speciosissima is the source of this 1178-nucleotide messenger RNA. RefSeq names its product 1-aminocyclopropane-1-carboxylate oxidase homolog 1-like. The record is from RefSeq and is a predicted model, not a curated record. NCBI's taxonomy places the organism in Eukaryota, Viridiplantae, Streptophyta, Magnoliopsida, Proteales, Proteaceae. The coding region runs from base 30 to 1124 and encodes 364 amino acids. The transcript has 2 exons.
CAGUAGUAAGAACAACAAGAAGGUUGCAGAUGUCGAUCAGUGCUACCAACGGUGACCAACAGUAUGAUCGUGCGACAGCAGUGAGGCAAUUCGAUGAGUCCAAGAUCGGAGUUAAAGGUCUUGUGGACUCCGGCGCCACCACCAUCCCGCCUUUCUUUAUCCACCCACCUGAAAACCUCCCCAAUUCUAACUCCUCCACCGCCCCUUCCGCUUCCGAUCUAAUCCCCUUCGUCGAUCUUACCGGCGUUGAUUCCGACCGUCGAUCUCUCAUCGUGGAACAAAUCCGUGAUGCCUCAAGAGAGUUCGGUUUCUUCCAGGUCAUCAACCACGGCGUCCCGUCCGACGUUAUCAACCGCACGAUCAACUCCAUGAAAGCUUUCAACGAGCAGCCAACGGAGGUGAAGUCUCAGUACUACAGUCGGGAACGUAGAGGCGUGACCUUCUCCACCAAUUUCGAUCUCUACCAAUCCAAAGCCGCCAGUUGGAGAGAUACGGUUCAGAUGAGGUUGAGCCCCACCCGACCCGACUUGGAGCUUAUUCCGGAAAUAUUCCGAAGUGAGGCGUUGGAGUGGGACGAACACGUAAGACGAGUGGGAGAGGUUCUGAUGGAGAUCCUGUCGGAAGGUUUGGGUGUGAAGUCCGAGAAAUUGAAGGAACUAUCGUGUUCGGAAGCGAGGGUGAUGGUGUCCCACUACUACCCUUACUGCCCUCAACCUGAUCUAACCCUGGGGAUUACGCCUCACACUGAUCCUGGAGUGUUGACAAUGCUGUUGCAGAAUCAAAUCGGAGGGUUGCAGGUGAAGCAUGGUGAUGAGUGGUUGGAUGUGAAACCCAUGCCUGAUGCUAUUGUCAUCAACAUUGGCGACAUUCUCCAGGUAUUAUCGAACGAUGAAUACAAAAGCGUAGAACAUAGAGUGUUAGCGAAUCCUCACAGGGAGCCACGAAUCUCGAUCGCUAUUUUCUUAAAUCCAAGCAAGAGGGAAAACAUGUAUGGACCUCUGCCAGAGUUAACAUCACGGGAGAAACCAGCACUUUUCCAGCAAUUUAGACUGGAAGAAUUUAUGAAGAAGUUCUUCACCAAGGAGCUGGAUAGCAAGUCAAUGAUAAAUUUCUUCAAAUUGUGAGGGAGCAUGAGUACUUUUUCAUGGAUGAGCAAUUAAUGUAAUUAAGAAUGACUU